AUGGUCGAACGGUUUCACCGCCAACUGAAGGCCUCCUUACGCGCCGCGGCCAAUCCGGAUAACUGGACGGACCACCUUCCCCUGGUCCUCUUGGGCAUCCGCUCCGCUCUCAAGGAGGACCUUGACUGUUCCGCAGCUGAACUGGUGUUCGGCGCCACCGUCCGACUCCCCGGUGAGAUGAUCUCGCCAACCCCGCGAGGUGCAGUUGAGGAUCCCACCAACCUCCUGCAUCGCCUCCGGCAGUUUAUGCGGACACUUUCUCUGGUUCCUCCCAGGUCAUUCGCCUCUCCGUCUUAUCUCAAGAAGGAGUUGGCAAUGUGCUCUCACGUCUACCUUCGAUAUGAUCGAGUCCACCGGCCUCUGGAACUGCCCUAUGACGGCCCAUUUCGGGUGUUCUCUCGCGGGACGAAGACUUUCCGCAUUCAACGUGACAAUAGUGAGGGGGUCUUGAAUGUGGACCGCCUCAAGGCUGCCGUCCCGGACACUCUUCCGGAUGAGCCCUGUGGUCCUCCACCUUCUGAUCCCCGCCUGCAGCCUCUAUACCACCAUCUCGUAUUUUCCUUCUGCCCUCCUGUGCGCCAGCACCCACUGCCACCACUUACUCCAACACUUCCGCAACCAGAUGCAUUCACUCUUCUACGGACCCUGUAUAUAUCGCUCGCAGUGGUCGUCACUCAUUUAUUUUAGACUUGUACACAUCCUUCGAUGUCGGUUUCACCGCCCUCCGGUCUCGGAGCGGGGGGGGGGUACUGGGCCGAGGCGCCAGACUAUCUUGCCUUUCCCUACCUGUUCCUCAUUCUUGAACUUACUGAUUGUUUAACUGAAUGGAAGGAACACAACACAAUGCGACGCGCUCGGCAUCUGUUGUAUUGUCAGGUCGUUUGACUUUUGAUUGUUAAUUCUUUCAUAACUCUGUUCUUAUCCUGAUAUCCAUAGUCUGGGAUUGACUGUUCUGUCCUUAGCGCUCUCAACAGGUCUACGCGCGCCAUCCGGAACCUGCUUCUACUCUGAGUGCAUGUAGUUUCCUGUAAGGGCGGGUAAGAUCUAAAAUCAGUGCGAGUAGCAUAGCGCCCACACUAAGAGGGAGACAGUGCAGGAUGACCCGAACAGAGAGAUUCCCACGAAUGCGGCACCUACAGUAAGUGGCCGAUCUCCUGAUAUGUUGGCUGAAAUUCUGAAAUGCGUUUUCGAUUAGGAAGGAUUACUUCGUCGCGGUUGUGAUACUAAUUAUCUUAAGGCAUACUCUUAUGAAAUUUCGGACUCGGCAGGAUGUCGGCUUUUAAAUGAAUUUCUUUUCAAUCUCCUGUAGAAAACGUGCUCGGUAAAAAAUGGCUACUUAAGUAGUAUGUAUUUUUCCCAUUGAUUUUCGAUGGUCUUGCAAAUGCAAAUAUAUUUUAUAGAAACCAUAAACAAAAAUAUGCUUUCUUUUAGUCAAUCAAUAGAGAAUUACGUCUUCUUUAUAUUUUAUGCUCAAGGAUGGAGUAUAAUUAGGUUUUAAAAAAGUUUUCUAAUUGCCGAAUAAUUUGGAGCCUGAUCAUUCGUUGCAUUAGCGCUAAGUGAUUACAUUCUACAAGGUGCAUGCGUUCCGCGUAAAGAAAAUCCCAUAUUUUCUAUGUCAUUAAAGAGAUAUCAUACAGGGUCCAUAAAAUUUUGCAAUGGAUGCGGACCAUGUUGUACAUUUCAUGAGGAGCAGUGGUAAACGGCCAGGUACGAUGCUAUGUGAAUGGACAUUUCGCGGUCUUAAAAAGUCUCAUAAUAUGAAACUUUUUUACAACCUAAUUAUACUCCUUCCUUAAGUAUAAAAUAUAAAGAAGACGUGAUUCUCUAUUGGUCGACUAAAAGAAAGCAUAUUUUUGUUUGUAGUUUCUAUAAAAUAUAUUUGAAUUUCAGAGACCAUCGAAAAUCAAUGGGAAAAAUGUAUGCUACUUAAGUAGUCAUUUUUUACCGAGUACGCUUUCUACAGGAGAUUGAAAAGAAGUUCAUUUAAAAGCCGACAUCCUGCCGAGUCCGAAAUGUCAUAAGAGUAUGCGUUAAGAUAAGCAGUAUUACAACCGCGACCAAGUAAUCCUUCCUAAUCGAAAACGCAUUUCAGAAUUUCAGCCAACAUUUCAUGAGAUAGGUCACGCACUGUACUCCCAUGAGUGCGGCGUUAUCCUUAAAAUUGACAGCCUUCCAGUCUGCGACUCUUAGACUGCCGUGAUGGGUUCAAGCACGUCAGUUUUCCUAUAGUGCACAAUGCGCUGCUUUACCACACUCUCACCCUCUGACACCGGUUCGCCGGUCCUAGUGUCAUGUCGAUCGUCAGCGAAUACUCAUGGUAGGUGUCCAUCAGUCUGAUUAAGACCAUGAAGCGAACUGAGGUGAGAAAGUUCGCGCAGUUCAGGUUCGCCGCACUAGGCACCGCGACUGCUCGAUUGCAUGUGAUAAACAAUACCAUCCGGUCGUUAAGUUGCCCUACUACUUGGGUGAGUCACUGAGGAAAUGCAAAUUUUGCACGGUUUUCCAAUUUAUAGCGAUCCACUGUAUUGAAAGUCUUCGAAAAAUCCAAAACUUGGCGUGCAGGUAUUUCCUCCUUUCCUGGCCUGUGGUGGGUCGAGAUGAUCAUGUCUCCGGUUCUCUGUGAGGCCUUUGGAAUCCGUACUGUGUUCUUGGAAGACAUCGUCGCUAUGGAUGCAGGCGAUCAAGUAGAACAUGACAGGGAUGUUGACGAGAAGGAUGCCUUUUCAGUUGCCACAGAGUUGGCGGUUGCUCUUAUGCAUGCAGAUGCGCGCGAAAGUAACAUUCUUUUAAAGUUUUAUGGUAUCUGCCCUUGUCGCUACAUCUCAUGAAUGGGCGAAAUAAAAUAACCCAUUUGUUGUGACCGUCGUACCUGUAGGCUUCGGCUGGAAUGUCAUCGGCUCCCAGUGCUUUUCCAUUGAACAGCUGCUGUUGUCAUUCUCUUGAGGACAUCGGUCGAUGGCCUAUUUGCAUAGGGUCGACGCUCCGAAAGUGCGCAACUGUGAGGACCCACUCAUCCAGGUUAAUCCGCCGGUCAAUAACGGUUACCGAGAUGUGGCCGUCGAGUUUAGUACAGCGCCUUGGGGCCACGGAUGACAGUUGGGUGCCAGGACUUGCGAAGGAGGGGUAUUGGUCGGGAUUAUCAAUGCGUUUCCUGGGACUGCCAGUGCUUCUGUUUGCUGGGACUGGCCCAGACGCCGUGUCUGCGCUGGCGUUCAAUGUGUGGUAUCCGACUGCACUGCAUCCGCAGCAGGAUAUCAUCAUUAAUUCAGGGGUGUGCAACGGCGUUCAUCUACUCUGGCUGCCUGUUCGGAGAAGUAGGUCUCAUUUAGAGCUGCAAUGCCUGCAGUGUGGAGGGUCAGUGCCUGGACGACUUGAAACGUCCUUAUUUCUGAUUGAUUUGCCAUCGCAUGAUCUAAGAGUGGCCAAAUAUUCCCGGACGUCAGAUGACACAGGGUCACUCUUCGCCUGUGCGGAGUGGUUAGCCACGCGGGGAGCGCACAAGUGAACACUCUCCCCAACUUCAGGGUCGGUUGAUCAGAUGAUCGAGCAAUCAUCACACCAACACACAACGCACGUGAGGAAAUUGCAGCAAUUAGCGACGCGAAUGUCGGCCAUCACACCACGUGCGACGAUCCCGGAUGAAGGAGGGGGAGCCGUGAAUGUUCAUAGGUAUGCGGUAACAUGCGAUUGCAUCCCUCAAAUACUGUAGCCGCAUGUGCAUGAACCACCCUUAUCUGUUUUUAUCUCUGAUGAUGGGUUCGAGCAGGAAUCCGAAGUGUCCGGCUAAUAAAGCUCUUGUCCCAGUGAUCGUGUCUCCUUCUUUGAGACAGGGUCACUCUGUCAGCCUGUGGGGAAGCACAGGGAUCGGCGGGGUAUUUUCGUUUGUUGAAAGUUUUCAGCCGCAUAUUCAACGUCAUCAAGGCAUGGUCAGUCUGAGACAACAUGUUUUUCCAGCAUUUUACAGCGGAAAAUUUUCAAGUUCCCUACGCGCUAGAGGACAAUGAAGGUUGCCCCUAAAUAGGGUCGCCUUAUCAUCCUAAGUGGCUGCUGGAUUUUGCCAAGACUAAAGAUUUUUACUUAGUGUGAAAAUAACCCGAAAUAACUUGAGCGGACUUCAGGAUUGUACGUUGCUCACUUUGUAGGAGUUUUUGAUCUGCGGAUGGGGAUAACUUUGACGACUGCCGGUGUGAGGGCAGAAAUAGGCCAAACACUGCCAUCUGGUCUACUCUGCCAGUCAAGGAAGGCUACGGAAGUUUAGACGCCAUGAUGUACGGGGAUGCGUAGAGCCACAGAGGAGAACUAGGGGACAUGCACUGAGCGAAGUAAAGGCACCCACCUCGUGCAUCUCCGCGUUCAGCGGGAAUUCUCAGUGUACUGCCUAUAGAAGUCUGGACUGCCAAAUCCAUUUGACGCCGUCUACCCCAUGGAGCUUCUUGCACGGUACUAGCUUGCAGUGUACCGUAGGUGGAUUAAAUCAUGAAAUGUCAACCGAAAUUUCGAAAUGCGCUUUCGUUUCGAAAAGAUUAGUUAAGUAGUGUUGUAAAACUAACCAUCGCGCAGCAUAAUUCUAUCGUAAUUCAAUUACCACCGGAUACCAGCUGUCGAACGGACUUUUCUUCGGCUGCAUCCAAAAGCCAUACACCGUAAGAUGACUAUUUAAGUAGCAUGCGUUUUCUCAUUGAUUUUCGAUGCCCUAAAAAGUGUAAUUAUAUUUCCCGGAAACACUUAAAAGGAUAUUCGUUCUUUUGCUCAAUCGCUAGAAAAUUACGUCUUUUUCAAAUUUUAUGCCCAAAGGAAGGGUAUAAUUCGGUUUUCAAAAACUUUUCCGAUUCCCGAGUAAUUUUGAAUCCGCUCUACCGCUACACGUAGAUUCAGGGUUUCCAAAUUGUAAGUCGUAUAUUUUCCGCGUAUGGAAAACCACACAUUUGUCUACGGUACUAAAGCGGGACCAUAUAGGGUUCAUAAAAUUUAACAGCGGAUUUGAUCCAUAUUGUUACCUUGAUAAGCCAUAUUGGUAAAUGUAGAGACAUGACUUUUUACAGACGGACAUUUCACAGUCUUGAAAAACCUCAUAAUGAGAAAAUUUUUUAAAACCGAAUUAUGUCCUUCCUUUGAGCACAAAAUUAAAGGGAGACGUAAUUAUCUACUGAAUGAACAAAAGAAUGAAUAUCUUUAUAAUUUUUUCCAGGAAAUAUAAUUGCAGUUUUAAGGGCAUCGAAAAUCAAUGAGAAAAACGCUCGUUACUUAAAUAGCCAUUUUUAUAGAGUAUAAUUUUGGCAUGCAGCCGAAAAGAAGUCCGUUCGACAGCCGGUAUCCUGAGGUAAUUUAAUGAUGAAAGAAUUAUGCUGUAUGAUGGUUAGUUUUUACAACCAUACUUAAUUAAUGUUUUCGAAACGAAAGCUCUUUUCGGCAUUUUGGUUGACAUUUCAUGAGUUAGCUCACCUAUUGUAUGUGAGGAUGUGUAAAGUCAUGCAACCGCAUCACGCGAUCCUGGAGAGACUCGUGAAUCGGCAAAGUGGACCCCGCCGAGGGCAUGCCAUACAUAAUGUUCGACACCUGUUCAGUACAGGCACAUUACUGUUUCACAGAAAACAAAGUUAUUUUAGCUUUUAAGGGGUGAAUUGUCUAAGCACAUAACGGUAAGAAAAGAGAACGGCCUUCAAAAGCGAACUAAAAUGGCAAAAUUCCCUAGGCGUCCUCAGUGUGAUCAGCUGUCGGAGAAAAGGCAUUCAGCACUGAAUCGGUUUUCUCUGCUUCAUUCGCGAGUGGGCGUUGGUUAUGGGGCAAAGUUAAAGAAAGUCUACAUGACUCAAAAGUUCACGCAAAUUGACCUGAUGUUCCCGACGAAGAUGACUUCACUGGCUGGGUGUGCAGAGUCCAUAAACCAAUGAGUCGCUAGCAACCAUGUGAUGGAUAGCUGAUGCUUGUGUGAAUAGAGGGAAUUUGGCCCUUUAACAUCGUCUGAGGAGGUUUACAGUAGGUACGCCCCGCUGUUUUCCGUAUUUCAAUGCAAUACUGCUUUUCCAAUUACUUCAGAAUUAGAUAUUAAGAGUUAAUAGCCGGCUGUGAUUUUUCAGCAUAGGGGUCGUGGUGGGACUUUCAACUGACAGAAAUUACAUUGACGUUGUUUCAUGUAGUGCAUUAUCUUUAGAACUCUUACUUUUGACUCGGCGCAAGUGAUGCAAAAACAUUAAAAAAAAAUCAAUUUCCUGUGGAAUCCAAGUGGAUAUAAAUAUUAUGCAGAGACAGUGUAUCGAAGGCAGAACGAACCACACAAAAGUCAGGAAGCAGUCUGUUUUAGCGAUUUGUUUCCCCUAACGUUUCUUUUCUUUUUUCAGGAAAACAAUAAAUUUCUCGAGCCUGAAAAAUGCGCGUGAGAUUUCGCUAUUCCUCCGUAAAUGUUGACGGGAUGAUAAUUGGAGGACUUGUGCUUUCUAUUCUCUCCUUUAUAGCCGUUGUGGCCCACUGUAUCUACCGAUCGUAAGAACCUACGUUGUUGUUUUUAUUACCUAUAUGUAAAAGUUAUUCCAGUGGCUUUAUCUGAUUACGUAGUAGUGCUUUUUCGAAAAAGACUGUUUUUAAAUCUUAUGGAUAACUGGCUACAAAAUAAUUUGUUCUCAAAGUUCGGAACUCUAAAGUGAAUGAUUUGUUUGGCCAAAAAUGUCCUUACAGCUGCCAUAUUAGCGUUUGCAUUUACUAACUGACUCUAAAUACCGUAAUGUUGUGUUAAAGUCAAUAGUCUAGGAUGUCUGCUCGGAAGUAUAUUUCGCAAAGCCAUGAAAACUGAUAUCAUUUUAUGCUUGAACACUUUCAACGCAGCGGAUAGAACCUGACAAUUUUUUUCGCACUGCCUAAUGCAGUAAAUAGUGGAUGAUUCGUUUUUACAAAAUCUCGGUCUUUUCUGUACCUCUUGGGUGUUACAUGGGAGUUUCAAGGUGAGCUUACGCAAACUUGAUAUUUUUCAGGUACGGACGAUAUCACUUUCUGAAGCACAUUGACGAAUACGCCGCCCAUAUAGCCGAAGGCAACGCGAAUCCUCCACCCUACCCCGUACCCAACGAAACGCCAAACAGUGAGCAAGGGCCUGAGCCGACAAAGUCCCAACAGUAA
Messenger RNA from Spirometra erinaceieuropaei, 7110 nucleotides. The record is from the annotation of a GenBank genome assembly. NCBI's taxonomy places the organism in Eukaryota, Metazoa, Platyhelminthes, Cestoda, Diphyllobothriidea, Diphyllobothriidae.